UCAGAUCAAUGAUAAUUGUCCUUCUUCGUUUUUGAUUUUUCGAGCAUCUUGCACUGUGGUAACUUUUUGCGGUUUCGCCUGCCGCCUUGUCGUGGUUCUAUCGCACAUUAUCCUUCCCUUCUGUUUCAAGAUGAAGACAGCAAGCAGCUUGCUCGUCUGUGCUGUUCUCAUGCAAGGAGUCCUUGCUGGGCCAAAGAGAGGCAGACAUGAUAACAAAAAAGCUGUGGAUAUUAGCCAGCCACCCGUUGUGGUUGCCCUUCCCCCUGCCGUUGAAAUACCCACUGAGAAGCUGACGAAAUGCUUCGAAGUCCCUUUUUCGGUACAACAGCCUUGCACAUCAAAAGUGACAAUUCAGCAGCCUUACGACUGCGAUGGAUCCGAGCUCCAUGAAGUUUGUACCGAACACGUAACUGAGGUCCCCUCAGUAUGCUACGAGACAGUGGUCCGCGAGGAAACGUACGACUGUCCGGUUACGUCGUCCCAGAAGGUCUGCGUGAAAAUCCCAGUCUCGGAAUCACGAGUGUGCAAGUCGACAACGGUCAAGCAAGUGAAAAAGGACUGUCCUGCUGUGGACAAGGUGACCACCUGCCAGGUCUUGUCCGACACCGUCGAAGGCGUGUGCCUGGAAAGCGCAGUUGUCGAUCAAAAGUACAGCUGCUGGAAAACUGAAGUUCGGCAAGAAUGCGAGACGCACAUGUUGACGGCAGCGAAUCAGUGCACAAGGGAAGUGCAGCAUCCAGUCCCGUACGAAGUUGUCGAGGUCGAAUACGACACAGUGUGUAAGAAGGUCGAGAAGCCUAUUAUUGUCUCAGCCGUUCGAGAGAAAGUCGAGACCGAAGAAUAUCCGUGUCCCGAGAUUGUGCACGUGAAGGAAUGCCAGAAGACCACAAAGCAGGUCCAGAAGCCCUGCAUGAGGAAGGAAAUGCGACAGGAAAAUUACGAUUGCUCUGAGACGAAGCUGCAGCAUGUGACAAAAACCUGUACGCGGACAGUUCCUCGCGAGAGCUACAUCUCGACCUGCGCUCCAAUUAUUUCCAAAAAGCUCAGAAGGCUCGGGCCCGCAAAGAAGAACGAAGAGGAGUGCACAAAGAAGAAAGUGGUGGUCGACGAGGUAGAAUCGUAUCCAUGUGAAGAGAACAUUCCAGUCGUUGUCCCUAAGAUAUGCCAGAAGGAAGUGGAAGUAGAUGUUGAGUCAUCCUGCUCGGAGACACUGCCUGACGAAGUUUGCCACAUGGUGCAGAAAACCGUUCCGAAGAUAUGCAGCCGACCCAAGAAGGGAGCAGAGACAUACGAAUACACAGAUGUGACUUACGAGGAUGUAUGCGAGAAGAUUCCUCGAGAAAUUAAGAAGACUGCGCUCAAGAUGGAGACGAGGACGGAGACGUAUCCCUGCGAAACGGCGAACUUCAAGGAAAAGUGUGUUGACGUGACCGUGCCUGUCCAAGCAGUGUGCCAAGCCAGCCUCAUGAAGACUAUCGAAAAGAAAUGUCCUCGGACUGUCUACAGAUCUGAGUGUUACACAACCGAGGUGGAGGUUACAAAGCCCUGUUUCGCCGAAGUGGAGCACGAACAGGAGUACACGUGCUUCGAGCAAACCUUCAAGGAAAAAUGCUCUACAGUCCCAGUGUACGAGAUGGGCAAGUGCAAGGCGGUUGUCUCCCGUGAGCAGGAAGUGUCGUGUACAAGGCCUCACGCAGUACUCGACUGUACAAUGCAAGCCUUCCCAGUCAAGAAGACGUGCUUCAAAGAGGUGAAUGAUGUGAAGGACGAAGUCUGCUACACCACUGGCGCGCAGCAGGAAUGUGUUGACCUCAUUGUCACUGCCUUGCCUCCGGUCCCAGCGCCGGGCAAAGAAUGAGUACAUGCUGUACACAUUUUGUCGAGACUUGUCUCGUCUCGUGACUCGAGCAGUGGUUGAGCAAAUCUUGCUGCGAUGUAGUCGUUGUCAGCGUGUCAAUGUUUCAUUUUGGAUUAAACUCAAUUGCAUUGUUUGUUUGGCGCCGACGGCGUCACACACUGGAACUGGUAAUUUGC
Molecule: messenger RNA, 2034 nt
Organism: Toxoplasma gondii ME49
Lineage: Eukaryota; Apicomplexa; Conoidasida; Eucoccidiorida; Sarcocystidae
Product: Toxoplasma gondii family D protein
Exons: 1
Coding region: 131-1858 (575 amino acids)
Source: RefSeq, a predicted model, not a curated record